Molecule: messenger RNA, 883 nt
Organism: Zingiber officinale
Lineage: Eukaryota; Viridiplantae; Streptophyta; Magnoliopsida; Zingiberales; Zingiberaceae
Product: B3 domain-containing protein Os11g0156000-like
Exons: 3
Coding region: 91-768 (225 amino acids)
Molecular function (GO): DNA binding; DNA-binding transcription factor activity
Source: RefSeq, a predicted model, not a curated record
AUGCAUAGUAAUAGUUUGUACAAACUUGUCAACUCUCAUUCACCAACUCUCCGCAGUACUCCCUUCUCUUAGCUUCUCUCUCCCGCAACAAUGGCACAGCAUCAUCGCCUUCAAGCGUGGGAUUGGGAGUCGCCUAUGAGUUUUCAGUAUCAGUAUCAGUAUCAGCACCUCUACCAAGGUGAGCAGGGAGAAGCCUGCAAAGAGCUCAUGUUCGAAAAACCUUUAACUCCCAGCGACGUAGGCAAGCUCAACCGGUUGGUGAUUCCGAAGCAGCACGCGGAGAGGUACUUCCCCCUGGACGGCGUCUCUGGCGAGAAAGGCCUCUUGCUUAGCUUGGAAGACGACUCGGGCAAGAUAUGGCAGUUUCGGUAUUCUUACUGGACCAGUAGCCAGAGCUACGUGCUCACCAAGGGAUGGAGCCGCUUCGUUAAGGAAAAACGGUUGGACGCCGGCGAUGUCGUUCUCUUCGAGCGUCGACGGGUUGACGGCGAUCGGCUCUACAUCGGUUGCAGGCAUCGGGGGGAUCCGGCAGCGACAAACACUGCUGCAGGGCCGUGGAACACACCUUACUAUGCGUCGAGUGUCUCAGUGCAACAUCAGUACUCCUCUCUUCAUGCAGAGGAGCAAAGGGAUGAAACAGGGGUGCACAAGAGUGAGACAGUGGCACCGUCUAACUCAAAGAGGUUGAGACUGUUUGGUGUAAAUUUAGAUUACUGGCCGGAGCCAGAGCCGGAGCCUGUGCAGGCCUCCACCUCAUGGUUAAUCUAGCUAGCACCAGAUCUCAGAAAUUGCAACAGGAGCUGCUAGGGAAAGCAGUUGAGGUGGAGUGGUAGAGAUGGGGAGAGGGAGGACAUCCGAGGCCAUGCUCACGAAUCCCACUGAA